Molecule: messenger RNA, 2475 nt
Organism: Ruditapes philippinarum (Manila clam)
Lineage: Eukaryota; Metazoa; Mollusca; Bivalvia; Venerida; Veneridae
Exons: 12
Coding region: 113-1822 (569 amino acids)
Biological process (GO): monoatomic anion transport; transmembrane transport
Molecular function (GO): transmembrane transporter activity
Source: RefSeq, a predicted model, not a curated record
UUUGAAUAUUGUACACAUGUUUUAUCAAUAAACUAGAGUAGUUAACACUACAAUCUAUAUACACAAAAGAUUACUUGUUUGUUGAACGUUUCCGACGGACUCGACUCAUACGAUGGCUGGAGAAGCCAAUGAAGCAGAUAAAUUGUAUGCAAAUGAAGAGACGCCGUCACAAGUCAAAUACAAAGAUCCUUAUACAGCCCUUUGUUCAACACGAUGGAGUAUGGCUGCUUAUAUUUUUCUAUGUUUCACACUGCUGUAUACACACCGCGUAAAUUUAAGUCUUGCAGUGGUGUGCAUGGUAGACACCACACUUGAAGAAACAACGGCGUUAAAGGGUGAACACAGUGGAACCAGACCAUGGACUCAUAUUUCUGAAGAAGUGUCCCCAAAGAAUAGCCGAGGUAAUAACUUUACGUUCCUGGUAAAGAAAGACAACUCCUCUCUCAAUGUGAUUGAUACUGAAUGUGGCGCUAUUGUAUCUAAAGACAAAGUGGAAUGGUCACCAGAGAUCCAUUGGAAGAAGUCAGAAAUAUCCAUACUACUAUCGUCGUAUUUCUAUGGCUCGUUUUUUACACAAAUUUUAUCCGGAUACAUAUCAGACACAUUUGGCGGGAAGCACGUGAUAACGGCGGCCAUGUUGAUAAGCACAAUAUGUUCAUUGUUGACACCAAUUUGUGCAAGAACCAGCCUUGCACUAGUGUUUGUUAUAAGGAUUAGUGUUGGUCUCGCAGGGGGUUCCGUUGUUCCAGCUGGUAUGUCAAUGAUAUAUUCUUGGGGUACACCCAACGAACAGCCACUCAUGAUAGCUGUCAGCGCUUCAGGUGCGUUUACGGGAACCAUUGUUACAUUUCUAACAUCGGGCCUUCUGUGCGUGUACGGGUUCGAUAACGGUUGGGGAUCUAUUUUUUAUAUACACGGGUGCAUAACUGGGCUAUUUACAUGUUUGUGGAUUUUCGAAGGUUACAGUCUGCCUUCACAUCAUCCUAGAAUUUCUGUCAAAGAACUGGAGUAUAUAGAAUCAUCUAAAAGACACGUGACAACAAAUCAACGACCAAAAAUUCCAUGGAAACGUCUGCUACUAGCGAAACCACUUUGGGCAACAUUUAUUGCACAUUUUUCUUUCAACUGGAGUUUCUUCACCAUACUUAUCAACAUACCAUUGUUCCUAAAAGAAGUGCUCAAGUUUGAUGUUACAUCGAAUGGUCUGUAUUCAGCAUUGCCGUUUAUUUUCAUUAUUAUUUCAUCAUUAGCAUGUGGGAAGUUGUCAGGGAUCAUCAUCAAAAGAAAACUGAUUGGCCAUCUGGCUACAAGACGAUUGUUUAGUACAGCAUGUCAAUUAGGAAUGGCAACUUGUCUCGUAAGUGCCGGCUAUGUCUCAUGUCAGGUCCGCUAUAUUGCUGUGAUACUUCUCUGUCUUGCCUGCACAUUCGCAGGUUUUGCAUAUGGAGGGUUCUUAACAAAUCAUCCGGAAUACGCUGGACAGUUUGCAGGAACAGCUUUUGGUAUAACAAACGCCGGAGGAGUUGUUGCGUCAAUUGUAGCCUCAAUAAUGGCUGGAGUUCUGACUCCGAAUGGUUUACAAGAAGAAUGGCAGCGUGUAUUCUUUCUAUCAGCUGGUAUCAACGUUAUAGGUACAAUCGCCUUCCUAAUAUGUUCUGAUGUGUUCUUACAACCAUGGGCUAGAAAUCAUGAUGACAUCACAAUAGAAAUUGACAAUGGUGAAGAGUUACUACAUGUUAAGAAGUUUAAUAAAGAAGUUGGAAUAUCUGAACAAGAUAAAACUGACGAUCAGGAUGAAAUAUCACCGGUUAAUGACACAUGAUAAAUUAAAUUUAAAAUGUUUAUGAUGUAAAAAUGUAAAAUAUCUCAGGAUAAGGACAGAAAACACAAGGACCAUGGUGACCCUUCAUUGGUCCUGCAUUGCUCCAGAGUGGUCCCAAUUUUAAUUCAAGGGCUAUAAUUUAUGUAGCUUUUGUACAUGACCACUUGACAACACUACAUGUCAAAUAAUCUGUAGUACUUGAAGGUUUUGAGGUGAGCAUUAUACUUAAACUUUCUUAUACAACUCUGUGUUAUGAAGUGACCUUGAGGCGGUACAUUUCUUACCCAUUCUUUCUUUAGAUAAUGCUACAUGUUUCAGACUAACAUUCUGAUACCAGUCAAUGUAAAGGUCUCCAGGAGCAUUAUGAAUAUAUAUUAUUUUUAAGAGAACCACAAUGUAAUGCAACAACAUGUUUGGGCAUUGAACUUAGUAGUGUCUGACAACAUGUAUAUAUAUGUAAUUUCCUUAACCUAUGUAAGAUUAUGUGACCUUGGCCAUUAUUAUUCACGCAUUUUGUAAAAUGUAUUUGAAAAUAAAAAUUUGAAAAUAAACACGUAAAUUCAACAAGUAUCUAACAAAGCUUGAAGGUGGAAUAACCAGAUGUAAUACAAAGUGUUAGUAAAGAUAUAACAAGUGCAUCUAUUUUCAAAAUA